This is a messenger RNA of Dioscorea cayenensis subsp. rotundata (Guinea yam), 1666 nucleotides long. RefSeq names its product probable serine/threonine-protein kinase PIX13. The coding region runs from base 164 to 1441 and encodes 425 amino acids. NCBI's taxonomy places the organism in Eukaryota, Viridiplantae, Streptophyta, Magnoliopsida, Dioscoreales, Dioscoreaceae. The record is from RefSeq and is a predicted model, not a curated record. Gene Ontology annotation, biological process: protein phosphorylation. The transcript is spliced from 6 exons. Gene Ontology annotation, molecular function: ATP binding; protein kinase activity.
CAGUGUAAAUAGUCCUUUAGAACUUGGUCAGCUCUCACCAAGGUCCAAGGUGCAGGCCAGCUUUCUCCUUCUCCUUCUCCUUCUCCUUUUCCUUUUCCAUCUCCUGUGAUAUGCCCUUCUCUCCAAUUCCAUAGUCAGACAAGGAUUGGAGGAGGAGAAGGGCAUGGGGAAUUGCUUGGAUUCUUCUGAGAAGUCCAUAAGUUCAGAACCAUCAACAUUCAACGCUGGGAGUAGCACCACGACCACCGCCAGCAAGUUCUCAAGCAUCAGUAGCACCACUACCCUUGGGCUGUCCACAGGCAGCGAUUUCAGCGUCAGUGAGAAAUGUCAGAUUGCUCCUCAAGGUCAGAUCUUGGAGGUCCCGAACCUGAGGAUCUUUACAUUUGCUGAGCUUAGAAGUGCAACUAGGAAUUUCAAGCCGGAUAGUGUUCUCGGGGAAGGUGGAUUCGGAACUGUAUUCAAGGGAUGGCUUGAUGAGAAGACUUUGGCGCCGGCGAAGAGCGGUGCUGGUAUGGUGGUGGCUGUCAAGAAACUUAACCCAGAGAGCAUGCAAGGAUUUGAGGAGUGGCAGUCAGAAGUGAACUUUUUAGGAAGGCUCUCUCAUCCAAACCUCGUCAAGCUCUUGGGCUAUUGUUUGGAGGAGAAGGAGCUCCUCCUUGUUUACGAGUUCAUGGCGAAAGGGAGUUUAGAAAAUCACCUCUUCAGAAGAGGUGCGGCUUUUGAUCCAUUGUCAUGGAACCUAAGGCUUAAAAUAGCCAUAGGAGCAGCUCGAGGACUUGCAUUCUUACAUACAUCAGAAAAGCAAAUCAUAUACCGGGAUUUUAAAGCAUCUAACAUCCUUCUGGAUACUAAUUACAAUGCGAAGUUAUCCGACUUUGGUUUAGCAAAGCAUGGCCCAACCGGUGGGGACUCUCAUGUCACAACUAGAGUAAUGGGAACGUAUGGAUAUGCAGCUCCAGAAUAUGUCGCUACUGGUCAUCUUUACGUGAAGAGUGAUGUAUACGGUUUCGGAGUAGUGUUGUUGGAAAUGCUUUCUGGUCAGCGAGCGCUCGAUACAAAUCGGCCGAGUGGGCAACACAACUUGGUAGACUGGGCUAAACCAUAUCUCUCUGACCGUCGGAAAUUGGCCCGUCUAAUGGACCCAAGGCUUGAAGGACAGUAUCCGUCAAAAGGUGUUCUUCAUGCAGCUCAGCUCACUUUGAAGUGCCUCGCCUCGGAACCUAGGAACCGUCCAUCAAUGAAGGAAGUCGUUGAGACUCUAGAACAGAUUGAAGCAAUCAAAAGUAGAUCAAAAGAUAGUACUAAAGAUGCAACAGCACCACGCCAUGCAUCUCGACGUCCCGCCCAGAGCCCUGUGCACCACCGCUCACCGCUCCAUCCUAAGCAUGACGGAACAGGAUCAGGUGUCCGGGUCAAUCACCAUUCUCCGAAAUUGAGAUGACGAAACUAUCUUUUAAAUUUCAGUUUUGUCAGAUGUGACCUUUUAUUGUUCUCAAUUAUUGUGACAGGAGUUUAUUGAGAUGUAAGAUUGGACAAAUGACUUUGUUCCGAGAUUGAUUAAUGUAACUAAAUAAGAGUAAUGGUAUUGGGAAUUUGAGAUUGACUUCAAAUUGUAAAGAUCAGCUGAGUUGGAAGUGUAAUUUAGUUGUUUGCUUGUUUUUGUUUA